Polypterus senegalus (gray bichir) is the source of this 1823-nucleotide messenger RNA. It is a transcript of the gene mcrs1, whose product is annotated as microspherule protein 1. Lineage: Eukaryota; Metazoa; Chordata; Cladistia; Polypteriformes; Polypteridae. The coding region runs from base 276 to 1724 and encodes 482 amino acids. Gene Ontology annotation, biological process: positive regulation of transcription by RNA polymerase II. Gene Ontology annotation, molecular function: G-quadruplex RNA binding; protein binding. The record is from RefSeq and is a predicted model, not a curated record. Gene Ontology annotation, cellular component: Ino80 complex; NSL complex; MLL1 complex. The transcript has 15 exons.
CAGCUCUGGAUGCAGAUAAACGUCAUACCCAGGACGAAGGUUAAAGGCCUUGCUGAAGGUCCCAACGGUGUAUAGUAAUUUCUGGCGUUUACGGCAUUCGAACCGGCAGAUCCCUAGCCUGAGUCACCACUUCGCCCUGUUGUGCUAUAAGCAGCUCAAAACUACAAAGUUAAAUUCCUACAUAGUGAAUACUCGCCUGGAAGUGGCAGGUCUAAAAAGAAAUCAUGACGCAAAAGUGUGCCUGAAGGCACAAUCCACCUUCAGGCUGUGGGGACAUGAUGGAGAAGGACAUGCAGGCCACAGGUGGCAUAUCUCUGUCUGCUGGGAGUGCUAUGCCACAAAGUCGUUCUGAAGAUGAGGACUUGACAGGGGCAAAAGAUCUAAAACGUACUGCAGCUCAAGCAUUUAGUGUAGGAGUGCCUAAAAGGAGGAGCUCUUCUAGGUCAAUAAAACGUAAAAAGUUUGAUGAUGAGUUGGUGGAGAGCAGUCUGGCAAAGUCUUCAUCCCGUGCUAAGGGUCCUCCGGUAGCAGAACCAGCACGCUAUUCAGGCAGUGAAGUUUCAUCCAGCGAGAAGAAGAAGGUGCAGAGCUUUGGGAUUCUAAUUGGGCAACAGCAGAUAUCUAAAGCAAGCAGCACACCUACACCCCCUCUGGCCACUGUUAGCAUUCCUCCUAGUUUGACCAAACGGGUAAAAAAAAGUAAACAGCCGCUACAGGUCACCAAAGACCUGGGAAGGUGGAAGCCCACAGAUGAUCUUUUGCUUAUCAAUGCUGUACUACAGACCACUGAUUUAGUGGCUGUUCAUCUCGGAGUAAAGUUCAGCUGCCGCUUCACUCUGCGUGAGAUACAGGAGCGCUGGUAUGCCUUGCUAUAUGACACAGUUAUUUCCAAGCUGGCAUGGCAAGCAAUGAGGCAGCUUCACCCAGAGGCUAUUGCUGCCAUUCAGAGUAAGGCACUAUUCAGCAGAGCAGAGGAGGCACUUCUUGCCAAAAUUGGAUCAACAAGCCAGCCGAAGAUUGAUGUUUUUCAAGAGCUGCUGAACAAGCACCCUGGUGUUUUUUACCCUUCACGAACGGCAAAGAGCCUACAAAUACACUGGCAACUGCUAAAGCAGUACUACCUCUUGGACGACCAGACAGUCCAGCCAUUACCCAAAGGAGACCAAGUUCUUAACUUUUCUGAUGCUGAACAGCUGGUCGAUGAUAACAAGCUGAAGGACACUAGAGAUGAAGUCCUCGAGCAUGAGCUCAUGAUUGCCGAUCGUCACCAGAAGAGAGAGAUUCGUCAACUUGAGCAGGAGUUGCCACGUUGGCAGGUCUUGGUGGACAGCAUUACAGGGAUGAAUUCUCCAGAUUUUGACAACCAAACACUUGCUGCUCUGCGAGGGAGGAUGGUUCGCUAUUUGAUGCGAUCUCGAGAGAUUACAUUGGGCCGUGCCACCAAGGACAGACAGAUUGAUGUUGACCUGUCAUUAGAAGGGCCAGCCUGGAAGAUCUCACGAAGACAAGGAAUCAUUAAACUGAAAAACAAUGGUGAUUUUUUCAUUGCCAAUGAAGGACGAAGACCCAUCUAUGUUGAUGGCCGACCAGUGCUAACUGGAAACAAAUGGAAGCUCAACAAUAACUCUGUGGUGGAGAUUGCAGGACUUCGCUUUGUUUUUUUGAUCAAUCAAGACCUCAUCUCCCUCAUCAAAGCUGAGGCAGCAAAGAUUACCCAGCAGUGACGAACAGAAGAUUCAAGGCUCGUUACUUUCUUUUUUUUUUUUUUCCUCUCCUGUGUGUGUCCAUCUGCACACCGCCAUGUAGCAACAGGAAAAGAUACA